AUGUCUACGGAAUUCAUCAUCCCUCCGACACCAUGUACAAACGAGAAAAACGAUAUCCUGGAAUCUCCGUCUUCUUCCGAUAUAUUUCAGAACCCACCACCACCUCCAUAUUCAGAGUUGGAUGUUGAGGAAUUAAUCAAGAAGAGCAGGGAGGUACUUACCGGGCACUCUGAAUAUUUGGCCGGCGGUGGUGAAAAAAAGGAAAAAGAGAUGUUCGAGAAGAUUACUCAGGUGGAAUCCUUAUUACAAACUAUCUUAAGUGAUCAAACCUUUGCCAUGCAUCAUUUGAGAUCACAGCUAUCAGACAUCCAAACUGUUCUCAAAAAGAUGCACAAGCAAGAAACAGUGACCAAUGAAGAGAUACAGAAACUUACCGAAAAUCUCGUCACGUCGGACAAUGUGAGAUUUAAAUUCGAAGCGAGCCGCGAUGAAACAGAAGUGAUGAGCGAAGUUCAGGAUGUGAAAGUUGUGGAUGGGAAGUCAGUUCGUAAUCCCAUAUAUGAGGAAUUACACAUCAGCAAUCCUACACCGGCCUUAUCCGCCAUUUUAGCGGCACCACCUACCUUAUCUGUUUCUCAACGAUCCUCCCGAGCGCCUUCGAGUGCAUCUUCGAGAGAUUCAUCACCCCCACCCCCAUCUUCCAGGGUUGGGUCACGCGAUGCCUCCCCGAGUCGUGAAAAAAUCGUGUCGGAUGAUUUUUCGUCAAGACCUGAAACUGAUUCUCCCGAAUCAUUAUCCGUAAUUCAUUCGACCAAAAAUUCCGAGUUUUCAAAAAUCGACGAAGGUUCGGAUAGCGACGAUGAUGAGGACAGUGCUAACAACGAGUUUUUAGAUAGAAUGGUUGGCAGGCUGAAGGACCUGAUUAGCGAAGCUGCCGACGCGGUGAAAGAACCAAUUGCAGGACGCGAGGAUUUGAGUAAACUCUCGAUUUUGAACUGCCCUGAUUUUGACUUUUCGGACAUUGAUCGCGACCUCGAUGCACUCGAAGAGGACUCGUCAUGUGAUUUUGAAGAGGCUGAAAGUGAGGGCAAGCAAGAAAAACCGAAGAAAGUACGUGGCAACAGAAGGGGAGAGAAGCCAACCAGCAAAGUGAAGGGCAAAGAAGAAUCUUUUGAAGACAACAUGGAUAAAUUUUAUCAAAAUCUGGAUAAGAUCAGUCAUCUUGUUGAUACGAUCGCGACAGAUGAACAGGUUAAUGACGAGGUGCAAGAUGAAUACCUUCAGUACGAGGAUUCUACCGCGGAUCUCAUAAGAAACCCGAGCGAGAACCUCGCCGACCUCGACGAUUUCUCGCAACAAUGUCGCCUCCUUACACGCGCCCUCAUCCUUCCAUUCUUGCAUGCCACUCACUCCUUCAUGUCCGAAUCACUCAAGACCAGCGUACAUUCAAGGCAAGCGACGAGCACCACUCGAACCUUCAUGAACCUUAUGUACUGGACAUUUUUGUUUACCCUCGGCUCGUUAGUCUUAGACGCGUGGUUGUGCGAAGUCGCGGGGAGACAGGUGAUCAGAGUGGUGGGAUCGCUGAAGCCAGGUCGACCGUUUGGAAUCAUUGCGAACGGAUUUAACAUGCGUGAUGCCGAUCAGCAGGAUGGUGGUAUGGGGAUGUUGGAAGACGGUAAAAAAAAAAACGUCAAAUUUCGUACGGCCCCUAGAUCGAAGGCCGUAACGUGGAACGGUGUGGAAAGUGGAAUGAAGGGAGGCGAGGGAGGGUGGUUGAAGGAUGAUGUGAUGGGUUUAAGUAGGAGAGGUGGACGUUUAUUGACCGGAGGGGGAAGAUGGGGUGGAAGCAAACUGUUUAGAAAAAUGUCUGUCGGGAGGUUCGAAGAGGAGGAGUUCAGUGAGGAUAGUGAUGAGUGGGAGAUUGUGGAUUUUGAUAGUAGCGAGGAUGAGGAAAGUGGUGCCGAAGAUGAUGACAUCGAAGAUCCCGCCUUUUUGUUAAAACGAAAGAUCACCAACGAAAGAUUGAGGCGUGCCGGACACGUUAUUAAGAGCAUCCAUGAAGAAACAUCUGAAAUGAGUGAGGAAAAUAAUGUUGACAAGAAUGACGUGUCCUUUAUUGAAAAUGACAUUAAGACAUUUGGUGAGAUCACCACCACCAACACCACAUCAAAAACAUUGACGGAACCAGAGGAAUACGACAUGGACGAAGAUGAAUCUGAUGUCGACGAAUUCUGUGACCUGAAUAUACCUGGCUCGUUUCCAUCGUCAAUAGAUCUGACGGAGAAUGUACGACGCGUUAGAAGUGUUGUGUUACGCCGACCUCGGCGUAAUGGACCUUUUGGUGGUAGCGGAGGAUUCUGGGUAAUGAAAACCCGAAAAAUAAUAAAGAGGUGUGUAACGGAUAUGGACGUUUCAGCCGCUGUUAAAAAGAGAUCGAGUCUCAGGAUAAAUCCCGUUACGAGGGAAAAGAGUUCGAAAUCGCCGUCCCUUCCUAAACGGAUACGGAUAAGACGAAACAGUAUAUAG
Molecule: messenger RNA, 2469 nt
Organism: Acaulospora colombiana
Lineage: Eukaryota; Fungi; Glomeromycota; Glomeromycetes; Diversisporales; Acaulosporaceae
Source: the annotation of a GenBank genome assembly